Molecule: messenger RNA, 3967 nt
Organism: Oryzias latipes (Japanese medaka)
Lineage: Eukaryota; Metazoa; Chordata; Actinopteri; Beloniformes; Adrianichthyidae
Gene: adarb1b
Product: adenosine deaminase RNA specific B1b
Biological process (GO): RNA processing; adenosine to inosine editing
Cellular component (GO): cytoplasm; nucleolus
Molecular function (GO): adenosine deaminase activity; double-stranded RNA binding; tRNA-specific adenosine deaminase activity
Source: RefSeq, a predicted model, not a curated record
CUCCGACUCCUGAUAGGGCAGACAUGGAGUCAACGGAGGAGAGAAGCAGCGAGAGGAGGCGGUGAAGAGAGGGGAGGGAUAGAAAAGGAGUUUGGAUGUGAGGGUAGAAACAAAGAGAGGCUGCAGGUGUGUGGGGUCGAUCUGUUGCUAUCACCAUGUGGUCGCACAGGAGGAACUUGUAGAUCAUUUAAUUGGGAUCACUGCAGGGGUUGAAGUUUUACCUGAUCUUUCAAAAGCCUUUUACUUGAUUUGUUUUGGGCGUUUUUUUUUGGGGGGGGUGUAAGUGGGCAUCAAAUCAUGGCUCUUUUCAGCAACGAGGCGCAGAGUCUGGGCUCCUAUUAUUGUCUGAUCCGACGCAAGUUCAAGAGGAGGCGGAAGAAGCGGUCGGAACGCAAAGGUGCAGCGGGGGCGAGGCUGCUCUCAGGUCAGAGCAAACCCAUCACCAUGGAUGUGGAUGAGGAGGAGAACAUGAGUUCGAGCAGCACAGAUGUUAAGGAAAACCGAAACCUGGACAACGUGUCCUGCAAAGACGGGGUGGGAAGCACUGAUCAGCUCCCGAACGGAAGCGGCCUGGCCAGUCGAAAGCGCCCCCUUGAGGAGGGUAACAAUGGCCAUGCACAUUCCAAGUUCCGGGCUAAGAAGCGCAAGAAAACCCCGGGUCCAGUCCUGCCCAAGAAUGCCCUGAUGCAGCUGAAUGAAAUCAAACCAGGCCUCCAGUACAAACUGCUGUCUCAGACAGGACCGGUUCAUGCGCCCGUGUUUGUCAUGACUGUGGAGGUCAACGGACAGGUGUUUGAGGGCAUGGGCCCCACCAAGAAGAAGGCUAAACUAAAUGCUGCUGAGAAGGCCCUGCGCUCCUUUGUGCAGUUCCCCAAUGCAUCUGAGGCUCAUAUGGCCAUGGGCCGGACUCUAACAGUCAACACGGACUUUACAUCUGACCAGGCUGACUUCCCAGACAUGCUCUUCAAUGGUUUUGAAACACCAGCUCCCUCUGACGACUCCUUCUACCUAGGCUCAAAUGGUACAAAUUCCCUUGGGGAGUACCCACUGCCCACCCCACCUGGCAGCAGCCUUGUCCAGGCACCAUUGCCGCCUCCAUCUGCAUUCAGCUCCCCAUCCACUGGCAAAAACCCGGUCAUGAUCCUCAAUGAGCUCAGACCGGGCCUCAAGUAUGACUUUGUCUCAGAAAGUGGCGAAAGUCACGCCAAGAAUUUUGUGAUGUCGGUAACGGUGGACACGCAGACGUUUGAAGGCUCGGGGCGCAACAAGAAGCUGGCUAAGGCCCGAGCGGCGCAGGCCGCCCUGUCUGCUCUGUUCAACAUGCAGCUAGACCAGACGCCGUCCAGGCAACCCAUACCUAGAGAGGGGUUGCAGCUUCACCUACCCCAGGUUCUGGCUGAUGCAGUCUCUCGCCUGGUGGUGGAUAAGUUCAGUGAACUGACUGACAACUUUACGUCCCCCCAUGCACGACGAAAGGUCUUAGCGGGAGUCGUCAUGACAACAGGCACAGACGUAAAGGAAGCACAGGUGAUUUGUGUCUCCACGGGAACCAAAUGCAUCAACGGUGAGUACAUGAGCGACCGGGGACUGGCGCUCAACGACUGCCACGCUGAGAUAAUCGCCCGGCGCUCGCUCAUCAGGUACCUCUACACUCAGCUGGAGUUCUUCCUCAGCAACAAUAAAGAGGAGCAGCAGAAGUCUAUAUUUGUGACGUGUGAAAGGGGAGGCUACAGGUUAAAGGACAACGUUCAGUUCCACCUCUACAUCAGCACCUCGCCGUGUGGAGACGCCAGGAUCUUCUCUCCUCACGAGGCCGGAGUGGAAGAUCAGGGAGACCGGCACCCUAACCGCAAAGCGAGGGGCCAGCUAAGGACGAAAAUUGAGUCUGGGGAGGGCACUAUCCCCGUGAGGUCCAGCAACACCAUCCAGACCUGGGAUGGGGUGCUCCAAGGAGAGAGGCUACUUACCAUGUCCUGCAGUGACAAGAUUGCACGAUGGAACGUGGUGGGCAUCCAGGGCUCUUUGAUGAGCUACUUCACUGAGCCCAUCUACUUCUCCAGCAUCAUUCUCGGCAGCCUUUACCACGCCGACCACCUUUCCAGGGCCAUGUACCAGCGGAUCGCAGACAUCGAGGACCUCCCACAGCCGUUCUCCCUCAACAGGCCCCUGCUCAGUGGAAUUAGCAAUGCAGAAGCCAGGCAGCCCGGGAAGGCGCCAAACUUCAGCGUGAACUGGACGGUGGGCGACCAGGCUCUGGAAGUGAUCAACGCCACCACUGGCAAAGAUGACAUGGGACGCGCUUCCCGACUGUGCAAGCACACCCUCUACAGCCGCUGGGUGCGACUCCACUGCAAGCUGUCGUCCAUCCUGCGGAUCAAAGUGCCGAAGCCGAGCUCCUACCACGACGCCAAGCAGGCCGCCACAGAGUACCACUCUGCCAAGAAGGCGCUGAUCAAGGCCUUCCACAAGGCCGGCCUGGGCGCCUGGGUCAAAAAGCCCAUUGAGCAAGACCAGUUCCCCCUGAGCUCCUGAGGUUCUCCCUGGACCAAGGUGGCUCCUCCCACCCAGACCCAGGCCAGAAGCUAGAAAGACCCUUCUUCUGCCAGCCGUUUCCCUUCUGACGUAUCGCAGCGCACGUGCACUUUGUACCUGCGCCGCCUCUCAGACUGCUCAUUCCUCAGAGGACCUCAGCGUCGGGUUUUCCCUCAUCACCUUGAUUUUUAUUUUUGACCUUCCGUGUUGAAUUUUAAUUUUUGAGAUCGUUGUGUUUCAUGUCGUUUUGAAUUUAAAAACUGGAAUCACUGUGUUUUCAUCUCUAAAAUGUUUCGAAUGCUGCGGAGGCUGAAAUGACAAAUCUGUCGUUUUUUCCCAGAUGAAAUCCAGUUUACGUUCAAAUUUAGCAGGGGGGAAAAAAGGGCCCAGAUGCAUGCAAGUGUGCAAACAAUCCUCACACCAGAUUUCUGGAGCCAUUUAGUUUUCUUUCAGGAAGGUCGGUCAUUUUGAGGUCUGGUUAUGCUCACAUGCACAGCCUGGUUUUACACCCAGAUCUACUACUGUUUUGCACGGAUGCAGUUUUGUUCCAGAGCCGCCAAUCAACCCGAAAUCCCCUCCUCUACCUUUCAAGAAUGAAACAACCAGAGGUGUGAGCUGUAAUAUAUGUAUUUCUCUUUUUGAAUUUGUAAAAUUAGGGCAGAGUUAAUAGUUUGCUAAAUGUAUGUAUUUAAUUUAUCGAUUAUUCUUUUCAAUUUACAUUUUUCAUUUUUAUUAGAAGUUCAGAACAUUUUUAGAAGACAGCUGAAGGUUUUUGGGGGGUUAAGUCAGAGAACAUUUCUAACAUUAAUACUGAACGGCUCAUUUUAUUCGAUUUUUCUAUCCGUUUCGUGGCGUUUCAUCGCUGAAAUUAAUUAAAGGAGUGCAAAGACAACUGAGUGAGUGUAUUCAGGAGAUGAUUGAGCGAACCUCACAACCGCGCAAGCGCAAUGCUAACUGUGCGAAGCCGCGCAGUUUUUUGAUUUUAAAAUAAAAAAGGCGGAUUUAGUGUAGGUUAAAACGUGAUCGAAUGCAGUGAUUUUCACAUUGACACAGAUUGCAACCGUGCAGUUGUAAAGCGUGGGGUCGCACAGUUAGCAUUGCGCUUGCGCGGUUGUAAGUUUCGCUCAAUCAUCUCCUGAAUACACUCACUCUGUUGUCUUUGCACUCGUUCAAUUAAUGGCAGCCAUCAAAAACACACAAAGAAAAGCAUAAAAUCUGCACCGUUUUGUGCGUACUUACUUAAGUUUUGGCAUCUGGCCCUUUAAAAAACUAAUGUUAAUGUGUAAGGACCUAAACAUUUACACUAUAUAAGUACACUUGGUAAAUGAUAAGGAAAUCUAACUUGAAUAAUUCAUAACCAACUAGUUUGAACUUAUUCUGUGCGUCACAGUAUGAGAUUCAUCUCUUUUAAGCCGCUGUAUAAAAAAAAAAGAAA